CUACAACAAAUUUUUUGAUUUCUUUUUCUUUCUCUCUACAAAGUCAAGGUCGAAAACAAUAUUUUCAACCGACUUCAAAUCCAGUUUUCUUGUCAUUCCUUUAUUAAUUUUCAUUUUCGAUAUUUGCAUGCAAUACAUGUGAAAGCCUCUUGAAAAUGGAUCAACAAAAAUUCUUAGAGCUCUUGCAGGGCGUCCAAAUUCGUAGGUUGCUAUCAAGUCGCAAUACCCUCCAUUUUGCUAACCUUCAUUUUCUACAGCUGAUACCGAACGUGUCAAGGCCGCAACCACAGAACUAAGAAAGAACUAUUACCCAAAUCCAGAAUCACUUCUCUGGCUUAUCGAGAUCUUCAUUUCCCAUGGAGAUCAAGCAACCAGACAACAAGCCGCUGUCGAGGCCCAACGCCUGGUCAAGAAGCACUGGAAAAACAUUUCUGAUGCCCAAAAACAACAAAUCAGAGAACAACUUCUACAAAAGGCAUUAAAUGAGGAGGUUAAAUUGGUUAGACACUCUGGCGCUCGUGUCAUCGCUGCUAUCGCUGGUGAAGACAUCGAGAAUGGACAAUGGGCCAAUCUUCCUGAUACCCUCGCACAAGCCGCAGGCUCUCCUCAAGUCUCACAUCGUGAGGUCGGAGUCUUCAUCCUCUUCACUUUACUGGAGACUGCUUCGCCAUACUUUGCUGAGCAAACUGCUGUACUCUUCUCCAUCCUCAGCAAGACCAUCCACGACCAAGAGAGCACUGAUGUCAGGAUCAACACUUUGAUCUGUCUUGGUGCCGUUGCCACAAUGAUCGAGCCAGACGAGGAUCCAGAGAGUUUGAAACUAUUCCUCGAGAUAUUCCCACAAAUGGUCAGUGUAUUGAAGAAUUUCAUUGAUGCCAAGGAGGAGGACCGCACUGUUCAGGCUUUUGAGGUUUUCCAAACUUUGUUGGGUUGUGAAUCAGCCUUGAUCGCACCCCACUUCAAGGACCUUUGCAAUUUCAUGCUUGAGAUUGCUGCAGAUACCAACAACGAAAACGACGCAAGAACCCAAGCUUUGUCCUUCCUUAUGCAAUGCACCAGAUACAGAAAGAUGAAGAUUCAAGGCACCAAGGAUUUGGGUGAGAAGAUCACUAUGACCAGCAUGCAAAUCGCGACAGAACUUGAAGAUGAUGACGACGAAGAUGAUGAGACUUCCCCAGCUCGCUCUGCAUUGGGUCUUCUCGGUUUACUUGCAGAAAGCUUGCCACCUCGCCAAGUUAUCGUUCCCCUCCUCAACGCCCUUCCACAAUUCUCGAGCCAUCAAGAUCCAAGAUACCGUCAAGCCGGUAUUCUGGCACUCGGCAUGUGUGUCGAAGGUGCACCGGAUUUCGUCGGUACUCAAAUGGAUAGUUUCUUGCCUGUUGUCUUCAAGCUUCUUGAGGACCCAGAAAGCGGUGUUAGACACGCAGCUCUUAACGGUGUCGCAAGAUUGGCAGAUGAUCUUGCUGAAGACCUUCAAAACACUCACGAGCUCCUCAUUCCUGCUCUUCUCAAGAACCUUGAUGCUGCUAUGCAAUACGCAGCUAGCGGAAACAAUGAUAAACAAACUCUUGACACCAUGAAGGCAUCAUGCGGUGCUUUGGACUCCUUGACCGAAGGUAUGGACCAAGAAAUUGUUAAGAACUAUCUCCCAACUCUCGUCCCACGUCUUGCUCAAUUGUUGGACCACCCCGAUGUUGGUGUCAAGUCUGCUGCCGCCAGUGCGAUUGGUUCCCUCGCGAGUUCCUCCGAAAAGGAGUUCCUUCCGUUCUUCAAGGACACCAUCGAGAAGUUGGCACAAUUCGUCGAGUUGAAAUCAAGCAAUGAUGAGCUCGAUCUCCGUGCUACUGUCUGUGAUUCCAUUGGAAGCAUGGCAGCAGCUGUUGGCGCUGAAGUCUUCCAACCCUACGUCAAGCCAUUGAUGCAAGCAAGUGAAGAAGCUUUACACCUUGACCACCCUCGCUUGAAGGAAACCAGCUACAUUCUCUGGAGUACCUUGGCCAAGGUUUAUGAGGAGGAAUUCACGCCUUUCCUUGAAGGAGUUGUUACCGCCUUGGCUGCCUGUUUAGAUCAGGAAGAAGACAACCUCGAAGUUGAGCUCGGUGAGCAUGCCCAAGACUUACUUGGCCAAGAAGUCAUUGUUGCUGGAAAGAAGGUCAAGGUUGCUGGCGCCACCGAUGUCGAGGAUGUUGAUGACAUGGACGACGAUGAUGACGACGAAGACUGGGAUGAUCUUACCGCCGUCACCGCUGUUGCCAUGGAGAAGGAGGUUGCAGUUGAAGUUAUCGGUGAUAUCUUGACGCACACUCGUCAACACUACAUGCCUUACUUCGAGAGAACCAUCGAGGCUAUCUCCCCAUUGGUUGAGCACUCUUAUGAAGGUGUAAGAAAGACCGCGAUCAGUACAAUGUGGAGAGCAUACGCUUGCCUUUACAGUAUGAUGGAGGAUAAGACUGGAACAAAGUGGACCCCUGGUCUACCCAUGGCAACUCAACCAACUCCUGAGUUGGUCAAGAUGGGAGAAAUUGUUACAACUGCAACAAUGUCUCUCUGGGAGGAUGAAUAUGACCGGUACGUUGAUUUCUAUUAAUUUUUUGCCUGUAAUGCCUGAAAUGAUGAACAACAUGACGUUAUACCCAGCUCACUCAGAUGCACAAGUUGCACAUGCUGCGAACGCGUAUCUACUCCUGAUCAUUCUUCUUUUCAUUGAUAUAUUUGAGAGCAUUUGGUGAAUUUUCCUAAUUUUGUGAAUAGUGGUGUUGUUACCGAUAUCAACCGCAACGUCGCUUCUACAUUGAAACUUUGCGGACCAGCUAUUUUGGCCCAACCAAACUUUGCUGAGGCCAUCAAGAACGUCAUCUUCGCUGUCAUUAACCGUGUCCACCCCUGUCAACAGGACCUCGGUGAUGAGCUUGAAUCACCUGAUGAGGAUGAUGCCGAGUCGUCCGAAUAUGACUGGCUCGUCAUUGACACCGCUCUUGACCUCACCUCAAACCUCGCUCUUGCCCUUGGUGCUCAGUUCGCCGAAAUCUUCAAGGAGUUUGAGAAGCCUCUGAAGAAGUUCGCCUCCUCCAACACUCCAUUUGAGCGAUCCACCGCAAUCGGUGUCAUUGCCGAGCUUACCGGCCACAUGGGUUCAGCCAUCACUCCAUUCACUGCAUCUCUCUUGCCAGUCCUCCUUAAACGUCUUUCCGAUACCGACCCUGAAGCAAAGUCUAACGCUGCAUAUGGUGUAGGUCUCUUGAUCUUCCACUCCCAAGACAGCGCUACCUACCUCCCAUCAUAUAACAACAUUCUUAGUAAGCUCGAGCCACUCCUCCAAACCAACCAUGCCCGCUCCAUCGACAAUGCUUGCGGAUGUGUUUCUCGUAUGAUCAUGGCUCACCAAGAUGCUGUUCCUCUUGACGAUAUCCUCCCAGUCAUGGCUGGAUUGUUACCACUCAAAGAAGACUAUGAGGAGAACGAGCCUAUUUUUGAAAUGAUUACUGGACUUUACAGCCAGAGCAACCAAACAAUCUUGCAGCUUACUCCAAAGUUGAUUCCUGUGUUUGCAGCGGUCCUUGGCGAGCCAGUUGAUCAAUUGGAAGUCGAGACUAGAGAAAAGGUCAAGGGCGUUGUUAAGUUCAUUGGCGGAAGCCACCCAGAGUUGCUGAACGGUCACCCAUCAUUACAAAACUUGUAAUGGGCUAUUUAGGGAGUUUCUUUAGUAAUGGUUUGGGUGGGCUGGAUUUCUGGUUGACGAAUGCGUUUGUGUCGAUAUGCGUACGAUACUAUAUAGUUGAUCCGAAUGAAUUUCUGGAUGGAUAGAUCGACGGUUGUGAAGAGAUAUUAAGGGAAGGAGAUAAAUGGUUUUUAUAAGUUAUGACAUGAUGAACAUACCCCCAAUGCACGAAUUGAAGAAUGAAAGAUGGAUAGAUAAAUAAAUAUAUUAGUGGUAAACAGAAAUGAUAAUUUUUGUUUUGUUUUUUCUAAUUUUGCGCGAUUAACAUUUUUUUAUUGGGCCAUAUGUUCUUUUGU
This is a messenger RNA of Sclerotinia trifoliorum, 4014 nucleotides long. The record is from the annotation of a GenBank genome assembly. Lineage: Eukaryota; Fungi; Ascomycota; Leotiomycetes; Helotiales; Sclerotiniaceae.